Molecule: messenger RNA, 1946 nt
Organism: Drosophila serrata
Lineage: Eukaryota; Metazoa; Arthropoda; Insecta; Diptera; Drosophilidae
Gene: gd
Product: gastrulation-defective
Biological process (GO): proteolysis
Molecular function (GO): serine-type endopeptidase activity
Source: RefSeq, a predicted model, not a curated record
AGAGCCUUCAUUUGUUUACCUUACCGAUGUUUACCUUUGAGCGACAACCCCAUGGCAAACACUGAGAUGAGAUGGUGCUACCUGACGGCGAUCAUCCUGGUCAUUCUCUGCAGCAAACACAUGUCCCGGGCAGUGGCGCAGGGCAUGCCGGUUAGCCCCUGCCCGAAGAUCUUUCAGUACCGAUACGACGGCAGUGAGUGGUUUGGUCUAAUGGCCGUCCGCAGUCCCGACGCCCGCCAGAUGCCACUCCACAUCCGUGUCACGCUCUCGAUGCGGGGCAAGCCCACCACGAACUAUCUGGGAGAGAUCGAGCUGCUCACCCGCGGACAGUUUAGCAACAAGGCGCCGGUACUGUAUAAGAUUCGAUUUCCCAAGCAUCACUAUCCACCCAAGGUGCUGCUCAUCUCGGCCAACAAUCAGGUGAUCUGCUUUGGAACUGGCGAGCAGAGCAUCUUCAUGACCCAAAUUCAGCUGGAGCAUAUCCGGAAGCUAACCUUUAUUCCGGAUAAAAAGAGCUCCGGCUCACUGCUGCUGGACCUGGGCAUGGACGCCGAUGAUGCCGAGAAGGCUGCCGAGGAGACGUUCGUAAAGCCCCCCCAAGCACACACGCCGCACAUCCAGUUCAAGAAAAAGCCCUUCACCCACCAUUUGCCCAAGGACAUCUGUGGCCGCAUCGAUCGCGCUCUUGAUUUUCGAUUGCCCCAGCAGGUGAGACAGAGCUCCGAGCUUGGUUCAAGGAGCUCUGAUGAUGCAAUUACAUCGCCAGUUUUUGCCGAUUACGAUGAUGAUGGAAUGGAGCAUAUUGGAGAAGAGGACGAAGAGGAUUUGGUGAAAACUGGAGAGGAGGAAGGAGAAGCCGAAGGCAACUCUCAAAGCAACCUGCCAUCGAUAACACGAGGAUCUUGGCCUUGGCUGGCGGCCAUCUAUGUGAACAACCUGACCUCUUUGGACUUUCAGUGCGGUGGAACUUUAAUCUCGGCACGAGCUGUCAUCAGUUCGGCGCACUGCUUCCGGCUGUUCAACAUGCGCUACACGUCCAACGAGGUGCUCGUCUUUCUGGGACGGCACAAUCUCAAAAACUGGAACGAGGAGGGUUCAUUGGCGGCACCAGUCGAUGGCAUAUACAUCCAUCCCGACUAUAACAGUCAGUUGAGCAGCUACGAUGCAGAUAUUGCAGUGAUUAUGCUCAAGGACGAAGUUCGGUUCAAUACCUUCAUUCGUCCAGCUUGUCUGUGGUCUGGGUCCAGCAAGGCGGAAUAUAUUUUAGGCGAACAUGGCGUCGUCAUCGGCUGGAGCUUUGACAGAUCAAACGCAUCCCAGGCUCAUCAGCAGCUGCACAAAGCGACAGCUGUGGUUGUGACUCCCGGCAAGAAGGCAACAGAUACCACCAGCACACCUAAGGUGGUAAAUGCCCCAGUCGUCGGCAAUGCAGAGUGCUUUCGAGCCAAUGACCACUUUCGUAGCUUGUCCUCGAAUCGCACCUUCUGUGCCGGCAUCCAGAUAGAGGCGCGGGAUACGCAUCCGGGGGGCAGUGCCAGUCCUAGUCUAUUUACGGGCAUUUCGGGUGCCGGUCUCCUAAUCCUAAAGAACAAUCGCUGGAUGCUGCGUGGGACUGUGUCGGCUACUCUGCCUGCCGCUGAGUUGUCCUCGUCGGCAACGGAAACGAAUCCCAGGCAGCAGCACUGUUGCCGGAAUCAGUACAUGAUUUAUGCGGAUGUGGCCAAGUUUCUCGAUUGGAUUACGGCCUUUAUCAUUUAGCUGACCAGCCAGCACACACACACACACACUAAACACUGUGAUAGCCCCAGGGGCCUAGCGAUAUGGGAGGCCAGAGUGAGAGAAGAAAGAUGAUGGUGCGGCGUUCCCUCCAGCCAAGUAUUCGGAGUCUUGGGAACCACUAAUUGCUUAGUAUUAUUUACUAUAUUAAGUAAUAUUCCUUUAGUAUA